Aureobasidium uvarum is the source of this 507-nucleotide messenger RNA. Lineage: Eukaryota; Fungi; Ascomycota; Dothideomycetes; Dothideales; Saccotheciaceae. The record is from the annotation of a GenBank genome assembly.
AUGCAUCUCAUCAACACACUCAUUCUCGGUGCCGGUGCUGUCUCGGUGGCCAGCGCAGCCACCACGCCUCAAUACCUCACCCUCGGCACUUUAAACUCAAACACACCCAGCGGCAUCAAGACACCCGCCUACUCGACCAUCACCUUCCCCAUCACCGACUCCAAGACCAAAGCCUCCACCACCUGCACCCUCCAAUGGGACUGGACCAAGAAACCCACUACCUCAUGGACAGCCUGCAAGGACACUGCCUUUUCCGUCAAAGUCUCAAACUACAAGACCAUGACGGAUUUCAAGCUGGACUUGCAGCAUCAGUACAACACAAAGACUGGCAAGAAGUGUGUCAACCCUAAUGGUACCGGGUGUACUACUACUCUGGCUUCGACUACGGUUUCGAAGUCUGCAGUCAGCUUCCAGAGUUAUUGUGGUGCUUCGGGGGCAUGUGGUGCUGUUGGAAAAAAGGGUCUGCAGGUUGCUGUGUCGUCAUCCAAGACUGGUACUCAGAAGUAG